Molecule: messenger RNA, 624 nt
Organism: Entamoeba invadens IP1
Lineage: Eukaryota; Evosea; Mastigamoebida; Endamoebidae
Product: Rho GTPase, putative
Exons: 1
Coding region: 1-624 (207 amino acids)
Biological process (GO): small GTPase-mediated signal transduction
Molecular function (GO): GTP binding; GTPase activity
Source: RefSeq, a predicted model, not a curated record
AUGCUCCAUUGCAGAAUAUUAACAGUAGGCGACGACAAGGCGAAAAAAGUACAACUUCUUACGGCGUUCAAAGAAGGGAAGUUGUCUCAGGACUACAACCCAAGCUUCUUUGAGAACUCAACACGAGUGUUAACGAUCGACGGGACACAAGUUGCUGUCGACAUCCUCGAUUCCACUGGAUUUGAUAUGUAUUCCUCGAUUCGAUCGUCGUUGUAUAUGAAUGUGGACGUUGUUCUCCUCUGUUUCUCUAUAUCAAAUAAACCAACUUUUAGAAGCAUCCAAAGCACAUGGUUUCCAGAAGUUAAACACUAUCUUCCAACAGUCCCAGUCUUCUUGGUCGGCACACAAAGUGAAAAGCGCGAAGAAAUUGGGAAUAUCAAAGGACGUUUGCAAUCGACUAAAGCGGCUUUGGAGUUAUCCAAAAAGAUGAAGGCUGUCGAGUAUAUUGAAUGCUCUGCAAAGACGGGACAAAACGUUCAAUACCUCUUCGAGAACGCAAUCCGCCAAGUCUUCCCCAAUAAGAGGGUCUUAUCAAACACUCAACAAAAGAAAGGAGAGUCGUUCUGGGUCAUCUACGUUCUUGUCAUUGUCUUCUACAUUCUCUUCAUCGUCUUUCUUCAUUAA